Sebastes umbrosus (honeycomb rockfish) is the source of this 4154-nucleotide messenger RNA. RefSeq names its product NACHT, LRR and PYD domains-containing protein 12-like. Gene Ontology annotation, molecular function: protein binding. NCBI's taxonomy places the organism in Eukaryota, Metazoa, Chordata, Actinopteri, Perciformes, Sebastidae. The record is from RefSeq and is a predicted model, not a curated record. The coding region runs from base 200 to 2431 and encodes 743 amino acids. The transcript is spliced from 7 exons.
CUUUAAAGCCUUACCUGACCAACAGGGACACAUCAGAGUCGUUCUGACGAACGGUGUCGCUGGCAUUGGAAAAACCUUCUCAGUGCAGAAGUUCACUCUGGACUGGGCAGAGAGGAAGGAAAACCAAGAUGUAAGUCUGGUGAUUCUGCUUUCGUUCAGGGAGCUGAACUUGAUCAGAGAUGAGCAGUACAGUCUUCUCAUGCUGCUCCAUGUUUUCCAUCCAACAUUACAGAAGGUCACAGCAGAGAAGCUUGCUGUGUGUAAAGUUCUGUUCAUCUUUGACGGCCUGGAUGAAAGCAGACUUUCACUGGAUUUCCACAACAACGAGGUUGUGUCUGAUGUCACCCAGAAGUCAUCAGUCAACGUGCUGUUGACAAACCUCAUCCAGGGGAAUCUGCUUCCCUCAGCUCUCGUCUGGAUAACUUCCCGACCUGCAGCAGCCAAUCAGAUUCCUCCUGCAUGUGUUGACAGGGUAACAGAAGUACGAGGCUUCACUGACGCCCAGAAGGAGGAGUACUUCAGGAGGAGAGUCAGUGAUGAAAAGCUGUCCAGCAGAAUCAUCUCACACAUUAAGACAUCCAGGAGCCUCCACAUCAUGUGUCUAAUCCCAGUCUUCUGCUGGAUCACUGCUACAGUUCUGGACCACAUGUUGACUACAGACCAGAGAGGAGAGCUGCCCAAGACCCUGACCGACAUGUACUCACACUUCCUCUUGGUUCAGACAAAAAGGAAGAAGCAGAAGUACGGUGAGGGACAUGAGACGAGUCCACAGGAACUGACGGAGGCUGACAGAGAAGUUCUUCUGAAGCUGGGGAGGCUGGCGUUUGAACAUCUGGAAAAAGGAGACAUCAUGUUCUACCAAGAAGACCUGGAGCGGUGUGGUCUUGAUGUCACAGAGGCCUUGGUGUACUCAGGAGUUUGUACAGAGAUCUCCAAAAGAGAGUGUGUGAUCUUCCAGAAAACAGUCUACUGCUUUGUUCAUCUGAGCAUUCAGGAGUUUCUGGCUGCAGUCUACAUGUUCAACUGUUACACAAACAGCAACACAGAGGUACUGGAGGACUUCCUGGGUAAAAAAUAUGUUCAUUCAACCCUGGAUGUCUUCCUGAUGGGAGCCAUGAUGAAAUCCCUUGAAAGUAAAAACGGCCACCUGGACCUGUUUUUUCGCUUCCUUCAUGGCCUCUCUCUGGAGUCCAACCAGAGGCUCUUAGGAGGUCUGCUGGGUCAGACAGACAACAGUCCAGAAAUCAUCCAGAGAGCCAUCAACAACCUGAAGGAGAUGAACGUGUAUAAAACCUCUCCUGACAGAAGCAUCAACAUCUUCCACUGUCUGAUGGAAAUGAACGACCACUCAGUACAUCAGGAGAUCCAAGAGUUCCUGAAGUCAGAGAACAGAUCAGAGAAGAAACUCUCUGAGAUCCACUGCUCAGCUCUGGCCUACAUGCUGCAGAUGUCAGAGGAGGUUCUGGAUGAGUUGGACCUGAAGAAGUACAACACAACAGACGAGGGACGACGUAGACUGAUUCCAGCUGUGAGGAACUGCAGAAAAGCUCUACUUUCUGGCUGUGGACUCUCAGAUACUCACUGUGAAGUUGUGGCCUCAGCUCUGAAGUCCAACCCCUCCCAUCUGAGAGAGCUGGACCUGAGUUCCAACUACCUGCAGGAUUCAGGAGUGAAGCUGCUAUCUUCUGGACUGGAGAGUCCAAACUGUAGACUGGAGACUCUGAGAUUGAGUUACUGCAGUUUGUCAGAGAUCAGCUGUGCUUCUCUGGCCUCAGCUCUGAAGUCCAACCCCUCCCAACUGAGAGAGCUGGAUCUGAGUGACAACAACCUGCAGGAUUCAGGAGUGAAGCUCCUGUGUGGUUUUCUGGAGAGUCCACACUGUAAACUGGAGACUCUGAGAUUGAGGGGCUGCAGUUUGUCAGAUAUCAGCUGUGCUUCUCUGGCCUCAGCUCUGAAGUCCAACCCCUCCCAUCUGAGAGAGCUGGAGCUGAGGGGAAACAAGUUGCAGGAUUCAGGAGUGAAGUUGCUGUGUGGUUUUCUGGAGAGUCCACACUGUAGACUGGAGACUCUGAGAUUGAGGAGCUGCAGUUUGUCAGAGAUCAGCUGCGCUUCUCUGGCCUCAGCUCUGAAGUCCAACCCCUCCCAACUGAGAGAGCUGGAUCUGAGUGACAACAACCUACAGGAUUCAGGAGUAAAGCUCCUGUGUGGUUUUCUGGAGAGUCCACACUGUAGACUGGAGACUCUGAGAUUAAGUUACUGCAGUUUGUCAGAGAUCAGCUGUGCUUCUCUGGCCUCAGCUCUGAUGUCCAACCCAUCCCAUCUGGGAGAGCUGGAGCUGAGAGUAAACGACCUGAAGGAUUCAGGUGUGAAGCUGCUGUCUGAUCUUGAGGACAGUCCAAACUGUAGACUGGAGACUCUGGAAUGGAGGUGAUCUCUGUCAGAGUCUGAGUAAUCAGAAAAGUGGAUGUGUUGAGAGGAUCAGCUGUGUCCUGAUGAUCCAUAGAGGUUCACCACCUAGACCUGCAUUUUAUUUUGUCUUUUUUUUUAUUCAUUCAUAUAUUCUGAACCCAAAAUGCCUCUGCAGAUCAGAUCAGUUCAGUUCGUGACAACAUAACUGUAGAUUAACACAUUUAAAUAGAUCUUUCUGCUUUGCUUUGUCAUGCAGCUCCACCCUUUGGAACGGUGGAGUUUUGCUGUUUAUUUCCACAUAUUUUUAAAUAACAGUGGAAGUUAAUAAAGUUACCCUAUUAUAACCAAGCCCUCGGGAAGUGCGCCAGGCUUUGAUGCCUAUUUUCGUAGUGGCCAAAUGGUGGAUAAUCAUGUACAUACAGGAAAAUUCCAGUUUUAUGUGUGACUCUGCUAGUUUUCACGUUACAUGACUGAACAUAAAGUCACCCGUGGAGCUUUUUUCCCCUCAGAAAUCAAUGUUGAAGCGGUCGAUAUCACCACCAUUCAUGUUCUGUUGUUCCUGCUGGAGCUGCUUUCUGCCAGCAGAUGUCACCAUUCCCUCUGUUUUACCACAAAGGUGGUUUAUCUGAAUGGAUGCAGUGAUCACUGAACUGAUGAUGUGAAUGCUUUCUUUCUGACUGACUUGGUUUUGUAAAGGUUAAGUGUCAUCAUAAUGUAGUUAAACAUGAUUUAAAAUGAUGGAACUGGAUUUGAAAUUAAACUUGGGCUCAAGGAUGAACUGAUUAGAGUUUGGUGGUCAAAGGUUAGAGGUCAUUGUGACCUCACAAAACACAUUUCUGGCCAUAACUCAGGAAUUCAUAUGCUAAUUAUGACAAUUUCACACAAAUGUUUAUUAUGAUAAAAAUGAUGAAGUGAUGACAUUUUGGACAUAAAUGGAUGUAAACUGCAACUUGACUGGUUAGCGGAGGCAGACAACUGUGAGGCAGUAAUUGUAGUUUUUUCUUUUUGAAGAGAAGAUAAGUUUAUUUAUUUCAUCUAUGUUUAAGUAUUUUGAGGUAACUCAUUUUAAAAUAAGUUAGCUAACUGCGAUAUUAACAAAGAAAUGUAGCUAACGUUAGUGUUAACGGUCACUAUUCAACAACUGUUUUGGACAGAACCUCUUUAACAUCUCACACAAUAAAUAAAAGUUCACAGUGAUCCUCAGCAGGGAGAGAAAACUGCAUGUUCACAUGUUAUAAUAAUUGCAGGAUUAUAUUCUAGUAUACUUUACAGUUCCAGUAGCUACAGUUUGUUCCUCUCAUGUCUUACCUUUAAACUCAAGUCACAGAGCUAAGCAGACUAUUUUCUGAUAAAGUCCUUCAUCACCAACACUUGGAACUGUUUUGAAGACUCCACAAAGACUCUUCUGAACAUCUGUUACAAAAUAAAAACUGAUUUAAAUCAGUUUACCAAGUUGUGAUUGUAUUUCCAAAUCCAGGUUACUGGAAACGGCACGUCCUUGCUCUUUUUUGUAAAACACAAGCAAAUCUUUCACACCUUUUGUAUGAUAUUGGAAUUGUGUAUUGGAAGAAACAUCAAUAUAAACAAAUGUAACUCAUAUGAUAAUAUAAUACAUUUUAAAAUUGUGCUUUACAUUGUACUAAUUGAGCAAUAAAUAUGUGUAAUUUCUGGCUACCAUCUGUGUUUGGAUCAUGAAAAAGAGUUGCACAGUUGCAACUCAGGAAAAUGGCUGAAAUUAUUUUUUU